AUGUUGAUGCACGAGAAACUCAUGGCCGGGCAGUUCUUCGAUCUAAAGACUGAUCGCAAGCCACUGCUGCAUCAUCAUCACCACCACCAGCAUCAUCAUCAGCUGCAGCACAGCCAAUUGCAGCAGCCGCAUCAGCUGCACCACCAACACCAACACCACCACCACCAACAACAGCAACAUCAGCAGCAGCAACAGCAGCAUUUGGCUCUACCCAAAAUGGAUUUGUAUACCGCCUACGCCUAUCAGCAACAGUUACUGGGCAGCGCAGCCGCGGCGGCAGCACUUAGUCAGCAACAGCAGCAGCAACAGCAGCAACCAAUUGCUGUUGCCGCUGAGGUGUUGGAUUUGUCACGACGCUGCGAUAGCGUGGAGACGCCACGCAAGACGCCUUCACCCUAUCAGACCAACUACAGUUACGGCAGCGGUUCACCCUCCACAUCUCCCACAACCAUUCCCAGCAAUCUCUUGUACUCCGCCCAUGCAGCAGUCGUGCAGCAACAGCAACAGCAGCAGCAACAACAGCAGCAACAACUGGCCAGUCUCUAUCCCUCACUCUACUACGGUGCCAACAUCAAACAGGAGCCAACAACCACACCCAAGAUCAGCAGCAACAGCAACAGCAGCAGCAGCAAUGCCACAGCCAGUUUAUUGCAGACUUUUGCCGCCGCAUCAGCAGCAGCGGCGGCAGCAGCUGCUGCCGCAUCGGCCAGUGCAGCGGGAUCUCCGCGUCCGGCCAGCAAUGCCAGCACCAUGCAAAUCGAUGUGCUGGAGGCACCACAAUCUCCUCCUGCUCCCACCAGCGAUAGCCUUCAGUUUAACAACAACAGCAACAGCAACAACAACAGCAGCAGCAAUAUCACCACGCCCACCAGCAGCACAGCGAACCUCGCAUCCGCCGUGUCAUCGGCCGGCGGAGAUUCGGUCAAGAAUACGCGUCCCUUCAAGGCCUUUCCACGUGAUCCGCUUGUGAUUGCCGCCAACUUUGCCGCCACCGAUGUGCUGCUCGAUAAUCCGCGCGUAGAACGCUACACGGAGUAUCGGAAGCGUGUGCUCGAGCAGAUUCGCAGCUCCAAUGGUGGAUCUCGCACCGUGACCAAUCCAAAGAUGCGACGCACAAAUUCGCGCAGCGGCAGCGUCAACGAGGGCAGCUCAUCGAAUAACAACAGUGAGAGCGAAGAUCGUGCCGCCGCCGAGGAGUCCAGUGACUGUGAUUCGCAUGCCGGCAACUAUGAGAAGCUAUCGGCAACUGGCAACAGCAAUGCCAACUUAUCCGGCUCGGCAGCAACAGCUGCUGCCGGCAAUUUGGGCAGUGGUCAGGUCAAGGAUGCCGCGUACUACGAGCGGAGGCGCAAGAACAAUGCGGCGGCCAAGAAAUCCCGUGAUCGUCGCCGCAUCAAGGAGGAUGAGAUUGCCAUUCGGGCCGCUUACUUGGAGCGACAAAAUAUCGAGCUGUUGUGUCAGAUUGAUGCGCUGAAGGCGCAGCUGGCUGCAUUUACGGCCAAAGUGGCCGUUUAG
Drosophila innubila is the source of this 1515-nucleotide messenger RNA. It is a transcript of the gene gt, whose product is annotated as protein giant. Lineage: Eukaryota; Metazoa; Arthropoda; Insecta; Diptera; Drosophilidae. Gene Ontology annotation, cellular component: nucleus. The transcript is spliced from 2 exons. The coding region runs from base 1 to 1515 and encodes 504 amino acids. The record is from RefSeq and is a predicted model, not a curated record. Gene Ontology annotation, biological process: regulation of transcription by RNA polymerase II. Gene Ontology annotation, molecular function: DNA-binding transcription factor activity, RNA polymerase II-specific; RNA polymerase II cis-regulatory region sequence-specific DNA binding.